Molecule: messenger RNA, 1833 nt
Organism: Megachile rotundata (alfalfa leafcutting bee)
Lineage: Eukaryota; Metazoa; Arthropoda; Insecta; Hymenoptera; Megachilidae
Product: CDK5 regulatory subunit-associated protein 3
Biological process (GO): regulation of mitotic cell cycle
Cellular component (GO): endomembrane system
Source: RefSeq, a predicted model, not a curated record
CAGCCGGUGUUUUAACUUUAUCGUUGUAUCCACUUCAGAUACAAAACGUAACAGCUGUUAUAACCUCUCAGAAGUAACACAUAAACAAAUUCUAUAAAACAGCUGUAGACAUGGAGGAACAAAAUAUUCCUAUUGAUAUCAACACUGGAAAAUUAUUGGAAUGGCUAAUUAAUAGGCGGCAUUGCAGCAAAGAUUGGCAUUCAAAAAUAUUAAUAAUUAGAGAAAAAAUUAAUAAUGCAAUACAAGAUAUGCCUGUCCAUGAGGGAAUUGCAAAAUUAUUAUCUGGUUCAUACAUAAAUUAUUUCCACUGUUUAAAAAUAGUAGACAUUUUAAAAGAAACUGAAGCUGAUACCAAAAAUUUAUUUGGAAGGUAUGGGUCUCAAAGAAUGAAAGACUGGCAAGAAAUAUUAAAUUUAUAUGAAAAAGAUAAUGUAUAUCUUGCAGAAGUAGCACAAAUGCUUAUAAGGAAUGUUAAUUAUGAAAUUCCAAGUACUAAAAAACAAAUUCAAAAACUAGAGCAAAUGCAAGUUGAUUUAGAAAAAAAAGAAGCAGAUUAUAAAAAGUCAGAAAACACAGCUAGGUCAGAAUUUAAUGCUCUGUGUAAACAAUUAGAUGUUCCUGGUCAACAAAUCAAACAAGAAUUAGCAGAGAAAGUAAAAGAACUUCCUGAAAUGUAUGAAAAGAUUGCAAAAAAAGCUAAAUCUCUAGAAAAAGCUGUUGAAUUUUAUUGUAGUUUUGUUAAUUAUACUCUUGGUAGACAACAUGAUGGUGGUUGUGUUCCAAUGGUGAAAUAUGUUAUUGACAAAGGCAAUACUACUACAUAUGAAUGGAUGUAUGGAGAACCACCAUUAUCAAUAAGUGAGCCACCAUUAAAUAUAAGUUUUGAUGAUGAUUCAGACAAAAAGGAAGUUGACAAUGUUGAGAAUGUUGGAAUCGAUUUUGGAGAAAUUGAUAUAAAUAGAGGUAUAGAAAAUGGAGGCAUAGAUUUUGGUGAUGAUGUCAACUUAGAUGCUGGAGGUGACAUUGAUUGGGGUGAUGAAAAUGUGGAAGAGGUUCCACCAGGAGAUAUUGAUUACAAUAUUUCUUUAGAAGAAUCUGGUAUAGUUGUAGAAGCAGCUGGCCAUGAAGGUGGUACUGCUGCUGGUACUGAAGCAUAUAGAGUUCUUGAUAAUCCAGCUACUAGAAAUGAUUUUAUUAAUCAGUUAUUUGAGUUGGAAGCAUUCCUUAAAUUGCGUUUGUACGAGUUUAAAGGAAAUGACAGUAUAAAUUUCUUGAGCUUCAGUCAGUUACAAGACUCGUCUUCUAUUCUACAGCAUUCUACAUUAGAAAGUACUCAAAAUAUGUUGGAUAAUGUUCAAGUUGUUUUGUCUGAAAUUUUAGAUACUAAAGUCCAGCACUUACACAAUAUCAAACAUUCUGCAAGAUACGUAGAUAUAUUAGCUUCAUCCUUAAAACAAAAACUAACCUUGAUUGAAAAGAUGACAGCGCUACAAAAGAAUAUGCGGGAGAAACGGGAAGCUACUGCAGAACAAGCUGCCGCUGUUCGACCUCUUUUACAACUGCUAAUCCAGAGGACAAAAGAGUUACAAGCAGAGAUAGAGAAAGAUAUUUCGAAGAAAUAUAAAAACAGGGUUGUGCAUUUAACAGGAGGCAUAAGUGCUUUGUAAAUAAUUAAUAAAAUAUAAAAAUAGAACCUGUUCAAUGUAAAUAAGAUUUUAUUACGAAACAAGGGCGUGGACGGUAUUAUGUAUUGUACAAAAAAUUGAUUACAUAUUUUUUUUAUAUUGCAAUAAAUGUUGCUGUUAUAACGCAAUAAAGAUAAAUAACAUUUUA